CAAACUUGGUCUCUCUUUAUGUCAACAUAUACUCAUUUUUGUUAUAUAAGGCUUUAAAAAGACUUGGAACGUUUUCAUAACAACACACUGGCGUGAGGAUUCCAAUGUUUUCGUCUCCAUGGAUUCCUUUUUUACUUUUUGUUCUUUCAACCUCUGUUGUUACUGCUUUGCCGUAUAGAUUUCCGAGGCUUAGUCCUAUUGGUGAAAAGUUUCUACAUCAUUCUAGAGUUCUGCUGGAGGCACCUCCUUCGGAUGAUUUCAAGACAUUUUAUUACAAUCAGACACUUGAUCAUUUCAGUUAUAGGCCUGAAAGCUACACGACAUUCCCGCAAAGAUAUAUAGUCAACUUCAAGUACUGGGGUGGUGCUAAUUCGAGUGCUCCAAUUUUUGCUUAUUUGGGGGCUGAAGCACCAAUUGAUGAUGAUUUAAAUGUUAUUGGGUUUAUGACCGAUAAUGUCAUCCAGUUUAAUGCUCUUCUUGUUUAUAUUGAGCAUCGAUACUACGGAAAAUCGGUACCAUUUGGAUCAAGGGAUGAAGCAUUAAGAAAUGCUAGCACUCUUGGGUACUUUAAUUCAGCACAAGCGAUUGCUGAUUAUGCAAGUAUUCUUAUGCACGUGAAGAAAGAGCUUCGUGCUAAUUAUUCUCCCGUGAUUGUUAUCGGUGGAUCAUAUGGAGGAAUGUUGGCUUCAUGGUUCCGUCUUAAAUACCCUCACGUGGCACUAGGAGCUCUUGCAUCUUCAGCGCCAAUCCUUUAUUUCGAUGAUAUUACACCACAGAAUGGAUACUAUUCUGUCGUCACCAAGGACUUUAGAGAAGUCAGUGAAACUUGCUAUGAAACUAUUAAGAAAUCGUGGUCGGAAAUGGAAGCAGUUGCUUUGCAGCCUAACGGCCUUUCCUUUCUCGACCAACAGUUCAAAACAUGCCGUCCUAUAGCGAGGUACUUGGAGUUGAGAGACUACUUGUGGUCCAUGUAUGCUAGUGCAGCCCAGUAUAACCACCCACCUGGAUAUCCGGUCACCCGGAUUUGUGAUGCCAUUGACGGAGCUGUGAAUGGAACACUUGGAAAAAUAGCUGCAGGUGUGUUUGCUUACAGAGGAAAUUUGUCCUGUUAUAUUAAUGAGCCCAGAAAUGAAACUGAGACUGACGUAGGAUGGAGAUGGCAGUCAUGCAGUGAGAUGGUGAUGCCAAUAAGUUCAGACGAUGAUAUGUUUCCACCGUUCCCUUUUGACCUUGGAAACUUCAGCAGAUAUUGCAAUGGAUUAUAUGGUGUCCCUCCCAGACCCCAUUGGGCUACCACCUACUAUGGAGGCCAUGAUAUACAACUCGUCCUUCAGAGAUUUGGUAGCAACAUCAUUUUUUCCAAUGGACUUAAAGAUCCUUAUAGUAUUGGCGGUGUAUUGCACAACAUAUCAGACACUCUCCUUGCAGUGCAUACCACUAAUGGAUCUCACUGUUUGGACAUCUUAAAGGCGAAUGAAACUGAUCCUGAAUGGGUAGUGGCACAGAGAAAGACUGAGGUUGAUAUCAUUAAAGCAUGGAUCAGUAAGUAUUAUGCAGAUUUGGCAAACUACAAACAAAACAAAACAUUCUGAAAUUCUAGAUUGUAAAGAAUAGCUUUCUGCUCUUCUUCUCCCUUAUACGGUAGUACAUACGGGAAUGAAAAGUAUGAUAAACGUGCUAUUUGAGCUAUCACUUGUAACGACCCAUUAAAAAAAGGAGAAAUAAAAGAUUUUGUCUGUAAGCUUA
Molecule: messenger RNA, 1746 nt
Organism: Cucurbita moschata (crookneck pumpkin)
Lineage: Eukaryota; Viridiplantae; Streptophyta; Magnoliopsida; Cucurbitales; Cucurbitaceae
Product: lysosomal Pro-X carboxypeptidase-like
Exons: 9
Coding region: 105-1592 (495 amino acids)
Biological process (GO): proteolysis
Molecular function (GO): serine-type exopeptidase activity; dipeptidyl-peptidase activity
Source: RefSeq, a predicted model, not a curated record